AUGAACUUUGUACGUCCAGCCUACGGCUCUCUGACAGUUUCUUCAACCGAUUCUCUCGGGUUAACGUCAGGUUCGUAUACGACCCAUCCAGCACUUCAGCAAAGAUCACCGUUCGCUAUUCAGGAACUUUUGGGCUUGGGAAAUUCGGACAGUCCUAAAUCCCGGCCCGUUACCCAAGCAGAUCUCUCCCAGUCUCUUUUUCUUUCUUUCUUUCUUUGCUCAUAUCUAUCUAUCUAUCUAUCUAUCUAUCUAUCUAUCUAUCUACUCAUUCCACUUUCUCAUUUCUUUCAGAAAGAGAGCAUUAAUUAUAUUUUCGUUUAUAUAUUUCAGUUAUCUAUGUUGACAUUACAAUAUUCAUAUGCACCUAUCGUUUCUCUCUCUCUUUCUAUCUCUGUCUGUCUCUCUCACUCUCUCUCUCUUACUCACUCCCUCUUUCUCUCUCUCUCUCUCUCUCUCUCUAUCUAUCUAUCUAUCUAUCUAUCUAUCUAUCUAUCUAUCUAUCUAUCUAUCUAUCUCGGCCUGUUUACAUUUAGCCUCUCUUUCUGUUCAUAUCUAUCUAUCUAUCUAUCUAUCUAUCUAUCUAUCUAUCUAUCUAUCUAUCUGUCUCGGCCUGUUUACAUUUUAGCCUCUCUGUUCUGUUUAUCUUCUAUCUAUCUAUCUAUCUAUCUAUCUAUCUAUCUAUCUAUCUAUCUAUCUAUAUUUAUAAUCCAGCUAGCUAGCAAUCUUCAUAAUCUAGAGAUUCUCUCUCUCUGUCUCUCUCUCUCUGCCUCUCUCUGUCUCUCUCUGUCUCUCUCUCUGUCUCUGUCUCUCUGUCUUUUGUAUCUAUCUAUCUAUCUAUCUAUCUAUCUCGGUCUGUUUCUAUCUAUCUAUCUAUCAAUCGACCGAUGUACCUAUCUAUCUAGGUCUGCUUGUACGUAUGUACGUAUCUAUCUAUCGAUAUAUCUAUAUAUCUAUCUCAGUCUGUUUCUAUCUAUCUAUCUAUCUAUCUCUCUCGGUCUAUUUCUAUCUAUCUAUUAUCUAUCUAUCUAUAUAAUAUCUAUCUAUCUAUCGAUUCGAACUCUUAACAUGGUGGUAACAAUGCAUGUGACAUAUCGAUUAGGCCACUGA
This is a messenger RNA of Acanthosepion pharaonis, 1107 nucleotides long. NCBI's taxonomy places the organism in Eukaryota, Metazoa, Mollusca, Cephalopoda, Sepiida, Sepiidae. The record is from the annotation of a GenBank genome assembly.